AUGUCGACGAACACUGGGCGUAUUGAUCUUACUGACAUUAAUUCUUCCAUCCUUCCGUUCGCUCUGGAGACGCUCUUCCUCGGUGCCAAUAUCGUGCUCAUGCCCCUCUCGACAUACGUACUAUGGCAUAAAGGACUCAAGUCCAGAGUGAACGCCAUAAUGUUCCUGGCGACGCUCCUCAUGUUCACCGUCUCCAUCGCACACUGGGUCCUUACAUUAGUCUUCUUCAUGGACACCAUGCUGGCUUCCAUACUCUCUUGCAGUCCCAAGACGGGUCCUGUCCGUGACUUUGUGGCCCGUGAGUGGCUUCCUUUAAUCAAUAUCCUUCUGACGGAUGCCAUCGUCUUGUGGCGAACAUGGGUCGUAUUGGGCCACAAAUCAAAACUCUUCCUGGUCGUGGGCUAUUCUAUCGUCUUGGCUUGCAUCGUCAUCACAUUAGCUCUCAAGUUCACAGACUACGCCAUGUUCGCAUGUACAAUUGCUAUCAACUUAUGCUCUACCAUCAUCAUGGGCUACAAGACUUGGAGUCACCGCCGAAUGAUGAAGAAGAAUGAUCUCCUGGCGGUGAAUGCUACCGCAGUCCAGAUGGCACUCAUCCUCCUCGUCGAGUCUGGCGCUCUAUACUGCGUACUCUGGAUCCUGACCAUGUCGUUGCUGUUAACUGGGAUGGAAAAUGGCUUCCUCAUCAUGGCCUCCAUCCUGGUUCCCGUCUCCGGCAUCUACCCAACGAUCAUCAUCGUCCUCGUAUGUCUCCAAAAAGCGCACCACGACACCCUCAACCUCGAUCGGCGCGACUCUUCCACGUCCCCUCGGAGCACCUUUCCCAGUUCGCACACCAACGAGUACGAGUACGAACUGCGACUCUCGACGAACGCUUCGCUGCCGACUACGCCCAGACCGGUCGUCGACCGUACGCGUCUGAGUACGAGUACGAGCACAAGCCAGACACGGAGACACACGAUACCCCUCCAGUUCGGCCUCAAUGCCGAUGCGAACCGGUCUAGUUCUAGCUGGCCGAAUAUUCCUUUAGGCAGUCCCGUAGAAGAAAAGUGA
Molecule: messenger RNA, 1053 nt
Organism: Stereum hirsutum FP-91666 SS1
Lineage: Eukaryota; Fungi; Basidiomycota; Agaricomycetes; Russulales; Stereaceae
Exons: 8
Coding region: 1-1053 (350 amino acids)
Source: RefSeq, a predicted model, not a curated record